Molecule: messenger RNA, 511 nt
Organism: Trichosurus vulpecula (common brushtail)
Lineage: Eukaryota; Metazoa; Chordata; Mammalia; Diprotodontia; Phalangeridae
Product: cytochrome c, somatic-like
Exons: 2
Coding region: 1-501 (166 amino acids)
Biological process (GO): mitochondrial electron transport, ubiquinol to cytochrome c; mitochondrial electron transport, cytochrome c to oxygen
Cellular component (GO): mitochondrial intermembrane space
Molecular function (GO): heme binding; electron transfer activity
Source: RefSeq, a predicted model, not a curated record
AUGUCAGAUGAGUGCAAUACUACUCCAUACCUCACAGGCUGCUGUGAGGAAGCUGCUUUCAUUUUGAGAAAGAUAAGAAUAGUAGCUGGGAGAGGCAGCGCGAGUCCGGCCGAAGGCGGAGAGCGAGUGAGCGAACGAGCGCGGGGCUGCGGGCCGAGUCGGUGCACGUUUCCAGGAUUCAGCGUGGGUAACGUGGAGAAGGGCAAGAAGAUCUUUGUGCAGAAGUGCGCCCAGUGCCACACGGUGGAGAAGGGGGGCAAGCACAAGAUCAGCCCCAACUUCCACGGGGUCAUAGGCUGCAAGACCGGCCAGGCCCUGGGCUUCUCCUACACAGACGCCAACAAAAACAAAGGUAUCGUCUGGGGAGAGGACACCCUGAUGGAGUACCUGGAGAACCCCAAGAAGUACAUCCCCGGAGCCAAGAUGAUCUUCGCGGGUAUCAAGAAGAAGGGAGAGAGGGCAGACUUGAUAGCCUACCUGAAACAGGCCACCAAUGAGUGAUGGCUGCCUG